ACCGAGACGGCUGACACGGGUUUUGAGUGUGUGUAGUGUACUUGAUUAGAUACACAAAAAACCAGGAAGUAAUUUUUCCGGUGAGAUGAGAAAUCGGGGACUACGACUUGACAAGUCAAAGUUUACGUGAAAUGAAGAACAAGGAGUAAAAUUAAUUGGAAUGUGUUAGUAGAAAUAUAACAAACAAUACGAAUUUUAAAUAGCUCCGCCCGAGUGAUCUCUGUCCAUGUUUACGAGUACCUGUUCAGGUGUGAAAACUAGCGACUCGGAUAGUUACCAAGUGUUCGUGUCAGAUUGAUGAGAAUUGGAGGGAAAACCAUGACGCACACUACAGAAGAUAAAUGAAAUCUUAAAAAAAGUGGGCAAUGAGUAGAAAUUAUGCCGUCCAGGAAGGAGUUUUGAGUAACACGUGGAAACGAUGCUGAAACUAUUCAAAAAAUCGUUCACGGUAUCCUAUCAAAUAUUGUUUUUAAAAUUGCUAUUGCUGUGCACAACCACAAGUGGAUUUAAUUAUGCGGAGCCCCCAGAUAGCCCAGAAGAACUCAACAGGCGUGGUCAAGUGGAGGCAAUAUCCUGUGAAUUAGGAUCGGGUUCGUCCUGCACGUCUGUUUCUGGUUGCAGAAGCGGGCAAACGGGACCUUUAAAUGCACCAUAUGUAUCCUUACUGCAAAACAUUUUAGCAAACUGUACUGUAGACGAUAUCGAAGACAGUUCUCUACCAAGCAGUGCAAAAACAGGAAAUGGUAAAAUACGUAUAACAUCGAGUAAUAAGGAUGACUGUUUAAACAUCCGCAUAAACGUUGGUAGCACAGACAAUCCCAGUGUAUCUUUCUGGAUAUAUACUGAAUCACCACAACCACGAGCAUGUAAUCUGUUUAGAGUGGGUGGUGCUCAAGUUGCAAUUUCAUCUUCGCAAACGAUUACUGUUAAUACAACUCAAAAUGCAGCAAUAUAUGGUCUGGUGAAAAGUAAGCAGUGGAUUCAUGUUUAUAUUAGGUCUGAAAGUCCUACCAAAUCAUCAGUAUUUAUAAAUGGAAAAUAUUAUGCUGCUGCUGAUAAUACUGGUUUUCCAAAAGAUCCAUCAACCAUAAUGCUGAAUAUAGAGUGUGAUGACCUGUCCAUGGUUGAUUUCCGUUUUUACAGACAGUAUCUCUUAAACAGGGACAUUGAAAAGGAAAUAUUCGAAGGAUCUAGUCUGACGAACACACCCAUCAGUUUUCCGGCAUGCAGGUGCCCGCUGUCCUAUCCAGUCCUUGUGAUGAGGGACAGUGACCCAUCAGGCGUGUUCUGUGAAGCUGUGAAGCCAGGCUCUAUGGUACCAAGAUUGACUAAUAAGAAUGUGGAUAGCUUACGAGAUGGCAACACGUCAACAUAUUGGGAAGGAUCUGCUGGUUCUCAGACUGUCACCUUUACGUUUGACCAGGUUUUCAUGAUUGAUAGCGUGGCAUUAAGUUUCAUGUCUAGCGGCAGAAGUAAUAGUGUCAAAAUCGGACUGUUUGUGAAUGACACAGAGAAAAAUACAAACUCAACAAGUGUUUCUUCUGACAGUGUGAAAUGGGAUGUUCGGACAAAUUCUCCAUCAGGAAACUCAACUCGAAGUGAAGUGGAAGAAAUGGUGGCAAACAAAAUUGAAAUAAUCUUGAGUUCAACUUCUAACAUUGAAAUCAGUGAAAUCAACAUUAUGGGAAGAUGCUACUGCAAUGGGAAUUCAGAAAACUCGCUAGGCUCCUGUAAUAUCACCGGGAAGAACUUCAUGUGUAGCUGUCAGACUAACAGGGGGAUCAAGGGGGACAGCUGUGAGCAGUGUAUAUCCAAUCGUUACAGGGGGGAGGAAGACUUUGGUUGUGAGAUAGACUGUGGUUGUUCUUCAAAGGGAACAAAAAGUGGGAAACUACAAGAAUGUGAACAGGUUGGAGGACAAUGUAUUUGUAAGAGUACUGUAGAGGGGAGAGCAUGUGAUACUUGUAAACCUUUAUACUGGAAACUGGAGGAAAGUAACCCAUCAGGUUGUACUGAUUGUAACUGUGGCCCGGGGGGUAGGGAAUGUAAUAAAGCCACAGGAAGCUGUACAUGUAAACAGAAUGUAGAAGAGAUGAUCUCUGGACGUUGUGAAAAAUGUAACUUCGGUUUCUAUGGUGUCAACUUAGCUGAUGGGUGUAAAGAAUGUAAUUGUCACACGUCAGGUGUGAAUGUUAGAAAUUGUUCAGACCCAGGCGGUGUGUGCACCUGCAAAGAAAAAGUUCAGGGACUCAAGUGUGAUGAAUGCAUGGACAAAUACUAUAACCUCAGCUUGACAAAUUCAGAAGGCUGCAGUCCCUGUCAGUGCAACAAAGUGGGCAGUCAGAGCGAAAUCUGUGAUAAAGGGCAGGGUGGAAUGUGCAGAUGCCAUGGAAAUGCUAGCCUUACUAACAAAAGAAAUUGUGAUCCUAUCUUUGAGUCCCUGAGACUGAUUCCAGACUUUGGUCCGAUUUCUGGGAACACAACAGUCACAGUCAGAGGGAGACUGUUUGGCAAUGGAUCAGUGGUCGUCCCAAUAGUGGUUAUUGGAGAAAAUGAAAUAUUGACAUUGAACACAGUUUCUGAUGUAAGUCUGACAUUUACCACACGGCGUCGAGACUCAGUAGGAAAAGUUACAGUGACCUUGCAAUGGCCUAAUGUGUAUGAAGUCGGAACAAGCAAAGAUUUUAUAAAAAAGUUCCAGUUUGAGUACAGACCAGACCCUGUAGUAAAGCCAGACUUGGCCCAGUCUUUAAAAGCCUUUAAGAGAGGAGGAUGUAAAAUCCCAAUAAGAGGGACAAACUUAGACAGCGUCAGUCAACCAGUUCUUAUUGUAUAUAGUGAGAGUGGAGUAAAACUCAAAACAGAGCAAUGUUCUGUUUCAAGCAGCACAGAAAUCCUUUGUAACUCUCCAAGUGGAUACAGCCCAGGCACUGUUUUGAGAUUUGGUGUAGGAUUAGAUGGCACGACAAUGUACGAAGCUAACAGUACAUUCUCAAAUGCUCAGAUUAAUAUUGUUACCGAUCCUGUACCAACACGAGAGGUAGAUGAAAAUCAGGAGUACAGGCCAGUCUUUAAAGUUGAGCUGCAAAUUGAGGGCCAGGAGUUCACCUCUGGAUGUGCGGACUCCGACUUCAGAGUGGAGUUGAAGGGGGCCUCCAGUAGUUACCCAUGUGUGAUAACUAGCCGUGGGAGGAACUUGAUUAAAUGUGAGCCGGAUAUCGGAUUUCCUGGCGUAGAUGAGGAAGUUGAUAUGAUGUUAUACAUAGGAGGACAUGAGUAUAACAUACAGAGAGUCACCUUAUACCAGUUCUGGAGUACCUGGCAGUUCAUACUAAUUGCUGUGGGUGGAUCCAUAUUUUUACUUCUUGUUAUUCUUCUUCCCAUCAUCCUUUGCUGCCUCUGUCGCAACAAGAAGGUAGAGACAAUAUCCAACGAAAACGGUCUUUUGACAAACGACCAAUCAGGUGUCACUGUCACUCCUUUGGAUAACUUUGAUAGUAUUGGUUUACUGGAUUCUCAAAAUCGUCCCAGAGCACGACCCAACAGUUAUGAAGGAGUUCAACUUGAAAAGGAAUGCUGGGACAGUUUUAUACACAAGGUCAACCAAUCGGUAAGGAAAAUGUUGAACGCCAGCCACAUGGAAAAAUCAGAUGUUGUCGUAGGGACUCGAUGUAUCAAGAAAGGAAGUGAAAUCCGCAUCGUAGACGGGAACUUUGCACAGGGGACGGGGAAACCAUACGCUGGACGCCCAGCAAUGAUUAAGACACUUGUCAACUCCUACAGUAAUUUUGAGAAUGACUUGCUUCCUGAUUGGGUGAACACUGGCUUACAGGAAUGUCUGAGAUUUCGAGAUGCCUUCGAUGAGAAUAUUUUACAGAUAAAAGGAAUCGCCACCGAUAAAGAUCGAUUUUAUAUUACGUAUCCAGGAUUUAAGCGUAGUCUGAAAGAUUACCUCAGUGACAAAAAUAAUGAUCUAACAGACGCAUUACUCCUAGAUAAAUGUGUGCAGAUCUUAGAGGCUGUACAGUUUCUACACAACAUAGACAUAGUACACAAAGAUCUGGCAGCUAGGAACUGUGUAGUGUGUGAUGAUGACAGAAUCAUGGUAACGGAUGCCGCUUUCUCCUGGAACUUGUACCCUGAGGAGUACAUGUACGACAAUCGCCGCGAGAGUUACCUGCCCUUUUGGAUGGAAAAAUUCCGAGAGCUUGUCCGCGGGGGCAUAAGUGUUUUACAAAUCUUCAGAUGUUUAAUUAUACAGUGGUCGUUUGGUGUACUUAUCUGGGAAAUUAUGUCGUCCUGUUUAUAUCUGCCGUUCCAUGAAAUCACCGAGGACGCUAAAAUCCAGAACCAUGUUGAGGCAGGAUACAUACUGGGAAAACCCGAAAAAGCAACAAAUGCUUUAUAUAAUGAAGUCAUGCUGCGUUGCUGGGACAAACAAAGUAGCCAUCGCUUGAAAGUAUCGGAGAUUGGUGACAAAUUUGAUCAAAUCCUGAAUCCUAAUUCUGACGACCCCAGUGAACUUUACGUAAAUAAUACCAAUGAACUUAUGUCAGAUAAUAUCUAUACAAAUUAUGCAUUUCAUUAGAAAUGAUGGACUCUGUCACCCACCAUAGUGUAAUAACGACUUGACACAAAGUGUAAUGUUAUUUUUAUCCUACACAUGGUGUACAUGUGUUAUAUUUUGGGGCCCAUGGCUAAGAUUUGUGAUAAUUUUGACUAUUUUUUUUUCAUCUAUGCACACAACACAGAGACUGUGACAUUCCAUUUAUAUUUUUUUGAUCUGUCAUUUUUUUUAUCAUAUU
Molecule: messenger RNA, 4805 nt
Organism: Saccostrea cuccullata (small rock oyster)
Lineage: Eukaryota; Metazoa; Mollusca; Bivalvia; Ostreida; Ostreidae
Exons: 26
Coding region: 419-4588 (1389 amino acids)
Biological process (GO): tissue development; animal organ morphogenesis; protein phosphorylation
Molecular function (GO): ATP binding; protein kinase activity
Source: RefSeq, a predicted model, not a curated record